UUUUUUUUAGUUUGUCUUGCGGAAUCAAGGUCACGGGUCACGAUGUCGCGCGUUAGAGCGGAUGAGAUACGGCGAUUGUACAGGCAUGCAAGAGAACCAUCAACCCUGUGCCAUAACAUGGACCCCGUCAUCUCGGCUAGGGACUCCGUGCUGCCUGAUCAACCACAUCGUGUGGUCAUCCCCAACGAAAGCUCUCUGUCAACAACUCCGUUUACAGCAUGCUACAACACGUCCUGAUAUCUAGACUACACCACCAAAAUGUCUGAGAUGGGUUUGUCCUCAAGAUUCUCGGUUUCUUGAUCCAACACCAGGCUCACCAGCAAACCUUGAGAUUAUGCCGAACGCCCUCUGACGACAUCCAACAAGCGCUAUCGACUCCAGUACUAGGGUUCCCCGGCAACGCGAUGCCUUCAUAUUUAUGUCGACACAGUAAACUUGCUGGGUAGAGACUCGGACCUCCGUACUUCCCUGGAGGAAGUCACGCUCCGUCCAGCUGUACAAGUAACUUCAAGUCUUCAAGCCGCAGUGACAGUGACGCAACCCACCCCAGCAACACUCACUUCAACCAACAACCACCAACCUGAACAUCUGAUCCGUGCUCGGACGUCUUAUUCUCUCCCUUUAGCCCUAGAGGUAGAUAUGAGUCUCUUCAGACCUGCUCACCACCGAAGUCUUCUCAAUCACACCUCCCGGUUGCUCCAAAAGCCUCACCAAAUCACAAUCAAACAUCCUUCCUACCUGAAAAUGAGUUUCCGCGAUUACUCCAACAUCGAAACCCCUGCGUCGUGCUACGUAGACUUUUGCUUGAUUCCGGUUGGCACAGGCAACGUAUCCGUCGCCAAGGAGGUGGCUGAGGUGCAGAGGGUGUUGGCAGCCAGCGGGUUAAAGUCCACAAUGCACUCGGCUGGUACUACUGUUGAAGGAUCCUGGGAUGAGGUAAUGAAAGUCAUCGGCCAAGUCCACGCGGUUGUUCACCAGGGAGGCGUGAAGCGGGUACAAACGUCUAUGCGGGUUGGGACUCGAAUCGACAAGAAACAGACGGCUGAAGACAAGGUGAAGAGAGUGCAAGCAAUCUUGUCUGAGGAUCAAAAGGGGGAGUCGUCUGCUUAGUUACCUCUACAUUGAUUUACAUUCUCAUCUCAGCUCCAAGUCAUGCUAUGACUUUUAAUCGCUUGGCCAUCCGUUUCUCUUAUGUUCGGAGCCUAUGCAUGCAAUCACCGUCAGAGAACCCUGAUACUAACCAAGCUCUUUCCUACCAACCGAUGCAGAACAGCGGAUUCGCUAUGCUGGGAAGGCCGCUUUUGUCACAAUGUUCCGCGCGCUCCUGCGAUAUGAGGCAGAGGGAUAUAGAAGGGAAUGGAUAGAGGAGAGAAUCCUGCGAUGGUCUUUGGACGAGGACGAACACAAUACCUGCACACACCAACAGGGCUCGCACAUCAUAGACACCACGCUUCAUGUCUUUCAUAUCAGUAUUUUUUUUUAAAUUCACACUUUACUCAUCACCCCAUCUCCACAUUAUUUUUAUACAUACUUGUACAACAUACAGACGCAUAUACACGUUACUAUUAGUAUACUUUGAUCGUAGCCUCCGUCAUCAUCCCUAG
Neurospora crassa OR74A is the source of this 1604-nucleotide messenger RNA. RefSeq names its product cell wall biogenesis protein Ecm15. The record is from RefSeq and is a predicted model, not a curated record. Gene Ontology annotation, cellular component: cytosol. The coding region runs from base 640 to 1110 and encodes 156 amino acids. The transcript is spliced from 4 exons. Lineage: Eukaryota; Fungi; Ascomycota; Sordariomycetes; Sordariales; Sordariaceae.